AUGUCGUUCGCCAUAAACACGCAUUGCUCAGCCUGUUACUCUAAGCGAUGUAAUUCUUGCAGAUAUGAAAAGGAUUCCGUCUCGAUAGCAGCACUUCCCUCGUUUAAUUCGUGGAGCAAUACCAUCGCAAAGUCAUACAAAACAGACGACUCCUUCAAGCCGGGCUCGAGUAGGGACUACCAUGGAAGUAGCCCGAGCAGCCAGUCCGGCAAGAUCGCCGGGGAUCAAAACAAAGAAGAGCCCUUUCCUCUGUCUUGGACCGAAUUCAUUCAUUUUCCGGAAUCAGAGGCGACUUCCAAAGAUGCAUUAGGUGAUACCGUUCAAGAGCCAGCAGAGUCAGCGACCCAACAGUCGGCUCUAGAAAGAUCACAAGAGUUGUCAGGCACCGGGACUCGAGAGCUGACGGAAGCAAUCACCGAAAAAUUCGCUGCUAUGGCCGUCCACAAGAAGUCGACGACAGAGCAUGGCGAAGCCGGCGGCAAGCUUUCUCAACGCACGUCACAUGAGGGCAUUACUGGAGAUGUCGAUAAAUAUCCCAUCGAAGACUUGGCCCCAAAUAUAGUGUCAGCCGUGCCUCCAAUCGUUGCGACCUCCUCAGCACAUUCACAAGCCGAUAGAAGAGCGGAAUCUAGACUAGAGGGCCGGAUGCGAGCUGCUGAGCAGAUCUCUGCACAGCUUGUCGAACAAUCACCGCGGCAUUUAGUGGCACCGAGUCCUAGCAACGCCACGGACAUGGGCUAUGUUACUGCGUUCAUGUUAGAACUAUGUUCCACGCUCCCUGCGGCCUUCAACAAAGCCAAUUUGGAGAGGGUUGCUCUUUUGGAGCUUCUCCAGGCCUUUACUACGAGGCUCGCACUAGAGGGCACGACAGACGUCCACCGGCAAAUUGCCGGGGACGUACAUCGCUGUCAGAGGCAAAUCGUGAUCGAGCUUGAGAAGCACUGCGCAGCAGGCGAUUACGAAUCUUCAUUUACUACGUCAGAAACGGGACUUCAGGAAAUGGAACUCCACGAAAUGGAACUCCAGGACAUGAUGUCACUUUGGACCAUAUCAGAGAGAGAGAGCGGCGACAAUGGAGACAAUUGGCAGCAGACUCCAGCUGUCAAGGGUUCGGAUCCCGGUGAGGCUCUCGGCCCAGAUUCUCCCAAUGUAUCAUUCUAUCGGCGAAUACUCGUGCAGUCUCCAGCGUAUUUGUGGUUGGUGUCGCGUAUCCACACUGAGGGAAGCCUCCACCCUGCGAAACCAGAUGUAAUGCGCACAGAGAUCAGGGCACAGAUCUUGCAAGCAAUCGAACCGCCGGCGACUCCCACCGAUGGCACACACGCCCCCACAUUCACGAUCACUUUUGAGGUUGACUGGGAUCCAGUGAUGUUCGUACAAGAGCAGAAUUAUGAGUGUUCAGUGGAGGCAGUCCUUCCACGGGUAAUCGUAUUGACCGGAAACGCGAAUACCAACAACGUUCAAGCAAGUACAUGUUUACAGUACGUGGAACAAACUUGGCCUUACAAUGGACGCGAUAUCAUCCAUGUCCUUCAGGAUACUUUGGGCAAUCAAAUCCAGAUUGGCGAAUUUGAUUCCGGUACACGGCUUAGCGCAAAAUAUGUUGACAACAAGAUCAACUUUACCGUAUCUGGGACUGCAUACUCAAUCGCCGAGGUCGGUGAACAGCUUGCGUGGCUAGGAUCUGCUCUCCGAUCCUCCCCAGAGAGCGAACGAUUGAUGCAUUGCACCCCAUUUAUCAAAAGCACCUGGACUCCAUUGCGUCUGUCGAAAAGGUCAGAGAGAUUUGCCUCAACAUCAACCACCCAUUUGACCGGGAUUUGUAAGAUUGGAUUCGUUCUUGAGGAUCUGGCUCUAGAAGGAACCGUGAAUGGAAGUUGUUGGCAUCAGAUAAUGAGGAAUCCGGUUGUCGUGAAGGGUUAUCCCAUCUUGCCUCGACCGAAGGAAGACUCUGGGCUUGAGAUCCCUCUUCACAUAUUAUCGGCCCUCGGAAAUGCACGGAGGGUAGUGGAUUUCUGUGGAAUGACUUAUCUCAAGGGGUUUUCUACGAUGUUUGCUGCCACAUACAGCGAAGCAAACACGACAUAUUGGCAUAUGAUCUGCAAUCAGGAUCGGAGAUAUGUCUCUUUCGAAGACCCACGCGUUCCCCGAGACCGGUAUCUCACAGAUCUCGUCCCUGUUAGUACCUUGCAAGCGGGCCGACAUAUUCUGGGAUGGUGCAACAACGUGAAAAAUCUGACAGGAACGUCAAUAGCUAACUACGAAAUCGAGUGGUCGGGUUCGGAAGCACCUCACCAGAGCUGCGCUUUUGAAAGAGUAUCCAUAUCAGGGGGCAAGUUUGUUAGUGCUGGCGCCACGUUCGCCAUAGGCAUGAAAGAUAAGGCCAUUCAUAUCGAUUUCGGAGAUGACUAUUUCGGAAUGCUAAAAGUAAUGGCUGACAGACACUUCGUCUUCUACGAUGUGGAAGCCAAGCGAGCAUGGUUGGUUGACGGAGCCAGCGGGGUUUUACACUUCUUGAGAGCCUCUCUUCACGAUUUACGAAACGAUAGACGCCUAAGGAAGCUCUUCCAAUUCGACUUCGACAAAUUCAAUGAUGCGAGUUGUGACUCUAGCGGAGGAGAUGCAGCCUUCGAUGUUCUUUCAGACGAGGAGAACAUGAGGCUGCCGCUAUAUCCUCAAAUGCAGAAGACAUAUAAGGAGACGACUACGAAGGAAGAUGCGCUUGGUGGGCUGCCAGCCACAGAAAACGUGGAAAAGCGCAUGACAACAAACGUAUGUCUUCGUGAUCGUGUUGAACAAAUCUGUCAUGUCCUGGCGCAGAUUACAGCUCACCAAGACGACGUUCACACACAAGCAGGGGUGGGUUUCCGUUUGAAGUAUACUCCCAGACGCCAACUCGAAGGCUUCGACUUUAUGGAUGUGGCGACUAACCAAGGCACACUAUGGCCUAAAGUCACGACCAUACAGGCAGUUGGGGAAGGCUGGAUAGACUUCACCCGAGCCAUACACGCUCUGGCCUUCUUUGGAGCCGGGUUUGGCGAGCUGUUCCGGCCCACGAAUCAAGCACAAUACAACUGCCGAUCCUGCAAAUGGAACGAAGAGCUCCCCAGAAAUAAAGACUACCUUGCUGUGCGUGUCGCCGACAUUAAGGACAUCAUGAAGAAGAAAGGGACGAAGACGAGUCGUCCCUGGCGACUGGCUGGUGAUAUUUACUGGCAUGCACCGGAUGAGCCUUUUGCACACUGCGAGGGCUCCGAAAGGUGUGAGCACGACCGUGUGCAGGUCCUUCUGCCUGCAACCUUCCCGAAGUUGUACGGUCUCCAAAGCCCACGAGAGCUCGCUGCCGACGGAGCGGUGAUUUUUGGCCACUGCUGCAAGUUCCCACUUCGCUGGGCUAGUCGCAAGAUACCAGAGAGAGCGGACGCGGAUGAUGCACUAAUGGAAGAUAUCACCGACACGCCGUUCUACGACCCUGGCAAUGCUCGACUAGGCGAUAAUGGCUCGUCGUCCAACGCAACGCCUGAUCAGCCUCCUUGUACAAGUAGGAGCCCCGAGUCCCCGGCCCCCUCCUCCCGCCCGCACAAGCGCCGACACAGGUCUUCCGGGACGACUCGGACGUCCUCGAAUUCGGGUCUGUACACCCACCAAAAUCAACAAUUUAUACGAUGA
This is a messenger RNA of Cladophialophora bantiana CBS 173.52, 3669 nucleotides long. RefSeq lists its product as uncharacterized. Lineage: Eukaryota; Fungi; Ascomycota; Eurotiomycetes; Chaetothyriales; Herpotrichiellaceae. The record is from RefSeq and is a predicted model, not a curated record. The transcript has 4 exons. Bases 1 to 3669 code for a protein of 1222 amino acids.